GACGCAGAACCCCGAGAGGAAGCGAGGCCCGACCGGCCGGGCCGCCGUCCACCACCUCGUUACCAGAUGCAAAUGAAACGGGUACAGAGAUGGAUGUAGGCCAGGCACUGCAGCCCGGUGAGACCCCCCUCCUCCGCGUGCAGCUCAGAAGACCCGUACCUCUGAGCGUCGACACCCCCCAACCUCUACCAGGAGGAGCACCAUCUCCCACCAUGACGCCCAAGCCGUUGUCUCCCAAAAGGAGCAGGACGAGGAGCAACCAGGGGACCGAUGUUAACGGGCUCUCUAACCUCCAUCUUCCCCUGCCCCUCCACCACCUGUACAUCCAUCAGAGGGCUGUCAAGGUGGAGGAGCUCCGAUGCUCCUUCCUGAUGCGGCCAUCAAGGGCCCUCCAUCUAACACAAGCCGACACAUCAUAAUAACACUUUGACAUGGAGGAAGCGAGCAGCCAGCUGCCAGCAGACCCGAUCUCCGCAGUUGGAGUCAUCGCUUCACUCAACAAGGCCCCCGAUGGCUACUAUGCUGUUGCACAAACAACAGAUGGCUUCGACGCCGACCUGUGGAAGGACGGCUUAUUCAAAUCCAAGGUCAAACGCUACCUCUGUUUCGCCAGAAAAACUGGGGCUGACGCUGUAGUUGUGGACUUGAAGCUGCUCGACACUAAGGACGCACUGCCAGAGGGCUUCACACCUGUGGAGGAAACACUGGACACAAAGGAAACUGCCACGAGGAAGAGGAGGCUGUGCAUGAAAAUCAGCCCUUGUGCUGCUGCUGUGACGGCCGUGUAUGACAUCCAGAUUGUUGCCAAGUCCAAAUACAAUCUGGUCAACUACACCUGUAUAGGUGAGAUGAACAGCAUGGGGAUUUGGUGCCGGAUGGGAGACGUUCCUCAGCAUCGGGCCUCUCAGGAAACGUCCAGUGAGGCUAAGCGGGACGCUCCAGACAACACCGCCAGCUGGAGGAGCACGACGAGGCCGGACCACGAGCCCCCGAGCGGGGGCCACUACACUAUGACAGCUCUGGACGAUGUGCCCUUUGCGAUCGCCGAGAAGUUUCAUGAAAACCCCAAAGAGAUGCAGCGAGUCAAUUUAAUGGGCAUUACGAUCAAAUCCCUGGCAGAGAUCGAGGAGGAAUUUCACUACAACUUCACCACGGAGCGGAGCGUUGCUGUGUGACUUUCCACCCAGACUGAAACACUACAGGCGGAAUAAUUGUAAUGUUGGAAUUAAGAAAAGGUCCCAGUUACACCGUGAUUGUAAAUUGUGUAAUUUAAGACAGCAAAAGUAUUUUUUACAGUGAUUCAAUUCUUGGACGUAUUUGGAUGUACAACUGUGCACAUAAAAUUUUAAAAGAUUUUCAACUUUU
Gasterosteus aculeatus aculeatus (three-spined stickleback) is the source of this 1365-nucleotide messenger RNA. The record is from RefSeq and is a predicted model, not a curated record. NCBI's taxonomy places the organism in Eukaryota, Metazoa, Chordata, Actinopteri, Perciformes, Gasterosteidae.